Messenger RNA from Nematolebias whitei (Rio pearlfish), 3770 nucleotides. It is a transcript of the gene scyl2, whose product is annotated as SCY1 like pseudokinase 2. Gene Ontology annotation, biological process: protein phosphorylation. NCBI's taxonomy places the organism in Eukaryota, Metazoa, Chordata, Actinopteri, Cyprinodontiformes, Rivulidae. The coding region runs from base 3 to 2753 and encodes 916 amino acids. The transcript is spliced from 17 exons. Gene Ontology annotation, molecular function: protein kinase activity; ATP binding. The record is from RefSeq and is a predicted model, not a curated record.
CCAUGGAGUCCAUGUUAAACAAGCUAAAAAGCACUGUGACUAAAGUGACAGCAGACGUCACCAGCGCUGUUAUGGGUAACCCAGUGACAAGGGAGUUUGAAGUUGGGCGACAUAUUGCAAGUGGAGGGCCUGGGCUGUGCUGGAGGAUCUACAACGGCAGCAAAAAGUCCACCAAACAGGAGGUGGCAGUGUUUGUGUUUGAUAAGAAGAUGGUGGACAAAUACCAGAAGUUCGAGAAGGACCAGAUUAUCGAUUCGCUGAAAAGAGGAGUGCAGCAGCUGACCAGACUGCGUCAUCCUCGUCUCCUGACCGUGCAGCAUCCUCUGGAAGAGUCCCGAGACUGCUUGGCAUUUUGCACGGAGCCAGUGUUUGCUAGUCUGUCCAAUGUGAUGGGUCAAUGGGACAACCUGCCCAGUCCUGUGCCUAAUGACAUCAAAGAGUACAAACUUUAUGAUGUGGAAACCAAAUAUGGCUUGUUACAGAUCUCUGAGGGUUUGUCUUUCCUCCACAGCGGGGUGAAAAUGGUCCACGGCAACUUGUGUCUAGAGAAUAUCAUCCUCAACAAGAGUGGAGCCUGGAAGAUCAUGGGCUUUGACUUCAGCAUCUCCUCUAACAACCCGUCAGAUGCUGAGCCCAAGUACACGUGUAAAGAAUGGGAACCUAACCUUCCUCCUCUGUGCCUCCCUAACCCUGAGUACCUGGCUCCUGAGUACAUACUGUCCGUCAGCUGCGACUCUGCCUCCGACAUGUACUCACUCGGUGUGGUCAUGCACGCUGUAUUCAAUGAAGGCAAACCUGUUUUCCAAGUCAACAAACAUGACAUUUUUAAGAGUUUCAGCAGGCAGCUGGACCAGUUGACCAACAUAAGCCCAGCUCUGCUGAACAAGAUCCCCGAAGAAGUGCGGGAGCAUGUCAAGAUGCUUCUCAGUGUCUCAUCAAACGUCCGACCCGACGCCGACCAAAUGACGAAGAUUCCAUUUUUUGAUGACGUCGGUGCAGUCACCCUGCAGUACUUCGACACCCUCUUCCAAAGGGACAACUUACAGAAAUCCCAGUUCUACAAAGGUCUCCCCAAAGUGCUGCCCAAGCUACCAAAGAGAGUCGUGGUGUAUCGCAUCUUGCCGGCGUUGACCUCUGAGUUCGUCAACCCAGACAUGGUUCCCUUCGUGCUGCCCAACGUGCUGCUGAUAGCCGAGGACUGCACCAAGGAGGAGUACAUCCGCCUCAUCCUGCCUGACCUCACGCCUGUUUUCAAACAGCAGGAGCCAAUCCAGAUCCUGCUGAUUUUUCUGCAAAAGAUGGACCUCCUUCUAACAAAGACGCCGGCAGACGACAUCAAGAACAGCGUGCUUCCCAUGGUCUACAGAGCCCUCGAGGCCCCCUCAGUACAGAUACAGGAGCUGUGCCUGAACAUCAUCCCGACGUUUGCCAACCUGAUGGACUACCCGUCCAUGAAGAACUCCCUCAUCCCCCGAAUCAAAUCCGCCUGCCUACAGACCUCCUCACUCGCUGUGCGAGUGAACUCUCUGGUGUGUCUGGGAAAGAUUUUGGAAUAUCUAGAUAAGUGGUUUGUCAUCGACGAGAUCCUACCCUUCCUGCAGCAGAUCCCCUCUAGAGAACCAGCAGUACUCAUGGGCGUUUUAGGGAUCUAUAAGUGCACUUUUAGCCACAAGAAGCUUGGGAUCCCCAAAGAGCAUCUUGCCACCAAGAGCUUGCCCCACCUUGUGUCUCUUAGUAUAGACAACAACCUCAACCUUAAUCAGUUCAACUCUUUCAUGCUGGUUAUCCGUGACAUGCUGAGUCGCAUGGAGGCUGAACACAAGACCAAGCUGGAGCAGCUACACAUCAUGCAGGAGCAGCAGAGGAGUCUAAACAUCUCAAAUCCAGCCAACCAAUCGGAUGAGACCAAGAGCCCGCCCAGCUCUGGAAACCAGAUUGAUGAAAUAUUUGGCAGCACGAGUGUUAACGGGAAAGAAAAUGGAUCUGCUGCAUCGACCUCCCAGCCUAACAGAAUGUCUCUGACUCUGGAGGAGAAACAAAGACUGGCUAAAGAGCAGGAACAAGCAGCCAAACUGAGGAGCCAGCAACCGUUGGCACCGCAGACCAUCAAACCUGCAAGCACCAGCAGCUCACAGACGAAGGACUUGACCAGCAGCCUGCACAACAACAUGGCGUCUCUGAAUAGUCUGUCGUUGGUCAACUCAGCACGACCGCCCCCAGUGCAGGGCGCUACCAUGUCUGCCUUCCCUGCCUCUAACCCCCUCGUUGGCUCCAUGCGUCCCCCAGUUUCAAAUGGCUUCAAUUCACCGUUGGGCUUCCAGACUGGAGGGAUGGGGCCUGCAGGUCCUGGCUUCUACGGCGGAAUGGCCUCCACCACCAGCGCCCCAAACUUUGGAGCCCUCAUGCAGAACCAAGCACCCCCAGGGCAAACAAGUAAACCCACUGACAUGUCAGCCCUGGACAGUCUGUUUACAGCCAGCAAGCCCAAAGUGGCUCUCAACCAAAUGGGUCCUAAUGCCCCCGGAGCCAACACUCCUUGGCUGAGUCCGUUCGGUUCAGCCCAGAAUGCUCAGACUCAGAUGCAGGGUGUGACGGGGGGAAUGGGAGGGAUGUCCAGUGGGUUUGGGAUGCAAGCGAACCCUUUUUUCAGCCCGCAGAACUUUGCUCAACCAGCUGCUGCCCCGACAAUGAACCCGAGCGGAGUCAAACAAAGUGCAUCUGUGAACAAUGAUCUCAAAGACUUGUUUGGCUGAAAGACCAGGAGCUUUGAAUUCUAGUCAUUUUUAAGGGUCACGAUGUUUGUAUUUUUAAUCUCGCUUGGAUUUAAUCUGAUUUGUGCUCACAUUCUGCUGGAAAAUGAACCUGCACCAGAUUUCCAUUCCUACCAGACCAGAAGGACAAAUGGUUAAAGUGGAGGGGGGCGGGGUUUCCUACUGUUUUGUACUUGACGUUCUUGGGGCAUCAAAAUGAGUCGGGCUAAGAUUUAAUGACGUUUAUUUAGAAAGGUUCCGUCUUUGAGUGUUUUUCUGUCGCAUCGUAAAAGACUUCACAUCUGCUCCCGUUCAGGCUUUUGUGAUUUUUCGGGGAUAUUUUCGUAUUCGCUGCGUGUCUAAAGCGAUCAGAUGUUUUGGCGAAGGAACAAAGAUAUCCAUCAAGAGUGAGUCCAGUGGGAGGUAAAGCUGCAGCCGCUGAUCUGCAUCCAGGAGGAACACAUCAAGCACGAGUAGAAAAUUUAAGUUUCAAUCUGGCAACAAACAAACAAAAGCAGCUUCUUUAUAGUUCGUCUCCAUGGUAACCCAUCCUGUGCGACAUAAGUAAUGUUCACUGCUUGAUUGUGCCUUACAAGGUGUACACCUGUAAAGCUAAACUUCACUCAUUUACUUUUAUCCUUUGCAGAUCACUUAUUUUGUUACUUCAUUCACAAAAUACUCCCACUUUAAAAAAAAAAAAAAAAAGGAUUAUUCUUGUGUCAAGCGACCAAUCACAUUUUAUUUCCUGUCUGAUUCGAUGCUGUACAUGAGGCCUUCAGGGUCUAAUAUCACUUUUAUGAAAUAAAGACUUAUCUCUAUAUUUCUACUCGGGCACUUUUCAGCUGAGGACCCCAUGCUGGUGACGGACACUCGUAUGACGUGUAAAUAUAGUUAUUUAAAAAAAAAGAGGGCCUUGGCUUUUAUGUUUUUGUGAUACUGGGUAAGAGGCCUUAGAUGAGUCGAGUGCAAUAAUCCCCAUUUAUUUACCGGUAAUUUUUUUUUUUUGGGUGGCUGAAACUA